This is a messenger RNA of Ochotona princeps (American pika), 3380 nucleotides long. RefSeq names its product MYB proto-oncogene like 1 (gene MYBL1). Gene Ontology annotation, biological process: regulation of DNA-templated transcription. Bases 451 to 2733 code for a protein of 760 amino acids. The transcript is spliced from 17 exons. Lineage: Eukaryota; Metazoa; Chordata; Mammalia; Lagomorpha; Ochotonidae. Gene Ontology annotation, molecular function: DNA-binding transcription factor activity, RNA polymerase II-specific; RNA polymerase II cis-regulatory region sequence-specific DNA binding. The record is from RefSeq and is a predicted model, not a curated record. Gene Ontology annotation, cellular component: nucleus.
GGCGGCUCUGGAGGGAGGCUGCGCGCGAGAUUCGGCGGUGCGGACAAAACCCUGCAGCAGGCGCCUGCGAGCCCUGCGCAGCUGCUGCCCGCUGCGGGGAGAGGGGGCGGGGGUCGGCGCCCCGCGGCGGAGCAGCGCCGGCACCUCAGCCAGGCGGCGCCAGAAGCUGCGCGGAGGCCGGGCGGCGCGCCUCCUGACAUGGUCCGGGCAUCCCUGACCGGGCCGGGCCGGGGCUAGGACCACAGCGUUGCGGGCCGGGGGCGGGUCGCGGUCCGCCCCUCAGUCCCUCCGUCCUGCCCUCGCCGGGGACUUGUGUUCCGCGCUAGGGCGCCUCAGGGAAGGAGGGAGAGAGUCGCGGGGGCGGGGGGCGGGGAGAAGGAGCGUUCGCUGGAGGCUGGAGGAGGCUGACCUGCGUCCCCGCCCAGCCCGCGCCUAUGCGGCACCUGAAGGAUGGCGAAGAGGUCGCGCAGUGAGGAUGAGGAUGAUGACCUUCAAUAUGUUGAUCAUGAUUAUGAAGUGCCACAGCAGAAAGGAUUGAAGAAACUCUGGAACAGAGUAAAAUGGACAAGAGAUGAGGAUGAUAAGUUAAAGAAAUUGGUUGAACAGCAUGGAACAGAUGAUUGGACUCUAAUUGCUAGCCACCUUCAAAAUCGUUCAGAUUUUCAGUGCCAACAUCGAUGGCAGAAAGUUUUAAAUCCAGAAUUGAUAAAAGGUCCUUGGACUAAAGAAGAAGAUCAGAGGGUUAUUGAAUUAGUUCAGAAAUAUGGACCAAAAAGAUGGUCCUUAAUUGCGAAGCAUUUAAAAGGAAGAAUAGGCAAGCAGUGCAGAGAACGGUGGCAUAAUCAUCUGAACCCCGAGGUGAAGAAGUCGUCCUGGACAGAGGAGGAGGACAGGAUCAUCUACGAAGCACAUAAGCGGUUGGGAAAUCGUUGGGCAGAAAUUGCCAAACUGCUUCCUGGAAGGACUGAUAAUUCUAUCAAAAAUCAUUGGAAUUCUACUAUGCGAAGAAAAGUGGAACAGGAGGGCUACUUACAAGAUGGAAUAAAAUCAGAACGAUCAGCUAAGCUUCAACACAAACCUUGUGCGACUAUGGACCAUUUGCAAACCCAGAAUCAGUUUUACAUACCUGUUCAGAUUCCCAGUUAUCAGUAUGUGUCACCUGAAGGCAAUUGUGUAGAACAUGUUCAGACAACUUCUGCCUUUAUUCAGCAGCCCUUUGUUGAUGAAGAUCCAGAUAAAGAAAAGAAAAUAAAGGAACUUGAGUUGCUUCUUAUGUCAGCUGAGAAUGAAGUUAGAAGAAAGCGAAUUCCAACACAGCCUGGAAACUUUUCUAACUGGUCUGGUAGUUUCCUCAUGGAUGAUAGCAUGUCUAAUACUCUAAACAGCCUUGAGGAUCACACUAGUGAGUUUUAUAGUAUGGAUGAAAAUCAGACUGUAUCUGCUCAGCAGAAUUCGCCCACGAAGUUCCUGGCCGUAGAGGCGAAUGCUGUGCUGUCCUCUCUACAGACCAUCCCGGAAUUUGCAGAGACUCUAGAACUUAUUGAAUCUGAUCCUGUAGCGUGGAGUGAUGUUACCAGUUUUGAUCUUUCCGAUGCUGCUGCUUCUCCUGUCAAGUCCACUCCAGUUAAACUAAUGCGAAUUCAACAUAAUGAAGGAGCCAUGGAAUGUCAAUUUAAUGUCAGUCUUGUACUUGAAGGGAAAAAAAACAGUUAUAACGGUGGAGACAAUGAGGCUGUUCCUUUGACAUCCCCAAAUGUGGCCAAGUUUAGCACUCCACCAACCAUCCUCAGAAAGAAGAAAAGAACGCGAGUGGGUCAGUCCCCAGGCAGUGAAUUUGGUGAUGGUUCAUUCAGUGAUGGUGGUAAUAUAGCACUAAAACACACACCAGUGAAAACACUACCAUUUUCACCUUCACAGUUUUUCAACACUUGUCCUGGAAAUGAACAACUUAAUAUAGAAAAUCCUUCUUUUACAUCAACUCCUAUUUGUGGACAAAAAUUUCUCAUUACAACUCCUCUUCAAAAGGAAACAACUCCCAAAGAUCAAAAAGAAAACGUUGGGUUUAGAACACCUACUAUUAGAAGAUCUAUAUUGGGUACCACACCGAGAACUCCUACUCCUUUUAAGAAUGCGCUUGCUGCUCAGGAGAAAAAAUAUGGACCUCUUAAAGUUGUGUCGCAGCCACUUGCCUUCUUGGAAGAAGAUAUUCGGGAAGUUUUAAAGGAAGAAACUGGAACAGACAUAUUCCUCAAAGAGGAAGACGAGCCUGCUUACAAGGGCUGCAGACAGGAGCCUACUGCCUCUGUGAAGAAAGUCAGAAAAUCCCUAGUCUUAGAUAAUUGGGAAAAAGAAGAACCAGGCAUUCAGCUACUGACUGAAGAUGUUUCAGACAUGCAGUCAGAAAAUAUAUUUUCAACAUCUUUAUUAAUGAUACCAUUAUUGGAAAUACAUGACAAUAGGUGCAACUUGACUCCUGAAAAACAAGACAUAAAUUCAACCAACAAAACAUAUACACUUAAUAAAAAGAAACCCAACCCUAACACUUCCAAAGUUGUCAAAUUGGAAAAGAAUCUUCAGUCAAAUUGUGAAUGGGAAACGGUGGUGUAUGGGAAGACGGAAGACCAGCUUAUCAUGACUGAACAAGCGAGAAGAUACCUGAGUACUUACAUGACUACCAGCAGCACUUCACGAGCUCUAAUACUGUUACAACAGUGCUUCAGUUGCCUGUUUUAGGUGUUUGCACUUAUUUUACUUCUUGAAAGAAUGUCUUUAUUUGCUUUUGUGAUAGAGAUUUUAUGUAAUUUUUUGAGACAUAAUGGUGUGCUGUCAAUUUAAACACUGGCAGAUAAACAGAAUUGUACACUGUAGUUUGAAUUAUUUAUAACUGAUGCACUCUCUCCCUCUCCACUCCUGAAGCAUGCUGCUAUAGAAAAUAGCAGAGUCGGCUUGCUGCUAUGAGAGAAGGAAGGAGCGACCACCACUUGCACUGUGUGAAAAGAUAGAACGCAAAUGAUGGCAAGUUCUCAAGUUAACUGAGUGGAGUCAACCAUUACCAACAAAUUCUUAGAAAUAACCAAAAUACUACUAAGCCUAAAGACAAAACAAAAACAGCUCAGUAUUUGCUGAUUUAUUUUUAUGUUGAUAGAAAUGGAAAUACUUAAGCAUUGUAAUGCUUUGCCUAGCUCUUCAAAAGUAGACCUAAGAGGAUUUUAAACUACUUAAAUAAAUACACUUGUUGGUUUUUACAUAUUAGUUGUAGUGAGAAGUGAGGAGAAUGUAUGGUACUAAGAUUAUGCCUUGUUGACAGCAAACAGAGAAACCCAAUAUGAAUCUUCUUAGCGUUCUUGCGAAGUAUGUUGAUUGCUUUCUGAUUAAUGAAC